AUGAUCAAAGAGGUCCCUACAAGACCCACGAUGCGUCUUUCGGAAGAGAAUUUACGCAAACAUAAUGCAGAAAAUUCACAUGAUGACCGGAUACGGAACGAAGAAAUCGCUGUAGCUGAGAUGGAGGCGUACCACCGGUUGGUGGACGACAUGGACGAUUUGGAAGAUGCAGAUCUUCAUGUCCGCCAGACUCAUCAACACCUACGACAGGCUGCAGAGGCAGGAGGUCUAGACACAGUUCAGCUGGAUCCGUCUGAGACACCGCUUGACCGAUUUAUCAAGCUGCACCCACUACACGACAGCCAUCCAUGGGUGGCUCGAUGCGCAUUCCGAGAAAUGGGUGCUGGAUACGAUCCUCACGAAGCAGUCGACCUCCGAAAGCUGGCAUCCGAGAUGCGCACCGUGGGCAUGUCCUCGAAUGGAUUCCACGACCGAGACACCGGAAGCCUAAGGGCCUCGUCUGACACGCUCUCGGUGUCCCGUUUCCAGGACACUAUCGAGGCACGGGACGAGGAGUCAAAAAAAGAAAGGCCAAAGGGAAAGACAAGAAAGCAGAAGAGGUCUAAUUGGUAACUGUGGAGUCAUACGGUUCCGGUGCUUUCUUUUGUUUGUUGU
Messenger RNA from Aaosphaeria arxii CBS 175.79, 615 nucleotides. RefSeq lists its product as uncharacterized. Lineage: Eukaryota; Fungi; Ascomycota; Dothideomycetes; Pleosporales. The coding region runs from base 1 to 573 and encodes 190 amino acids. The record is from RefSeq and is a predicted model, not a curated record. The transcript has 2 exons.